This is a messenger RNA of Calidris pugnax (ruff), 7048 nucleotides long. It is a transcript of the gene TBC1D9B, whose product is annotated as TBC1 domain family member 9B. The record is from RefSeq and is a predicted model, not a curated record. NCBI's taxonomy places the organism in Eukaryota, Metazoa, Chordata, Aves, Charadriiformes, Scolopacidae. The coding region runs from base 1510 to 5265 and encodes 1251 amino acids. Gene Ontology annotation, molecular function: calcium ion binding. The transcript is spliced from 21 exons.
GCUAAUUACAGAAAUGACGCAGAUGGUAAACAUCCUUAGCGUAUUUCAUCUUUUCAUGAUAUUUUAAAUUAUUUGGAUGGCUCUGGUUUAAAUAGCAUAACUUACUUGUGUAAUUUUCCAUGUUGGCAUAAUAGCAUAUGCUGGAAUUUCCCAGGUUUUUACAAGAAGAAGUGAUACCUGGUGCUGUUCUGGAAACAUUUAAACUGAUCUAUUCUUAAAUGGUUUUAGCUCUGAGCCAGUUUACUUCUUGAGCGAGUUUAGCUCAGGGAGAGAGUCUUCUUCAGAGCUCCUACGUGUUAAAAGCCACGUGUCCUCCUCCUUAAGGAGCUGUACAACUGCAGGUUGACAUUUUAGAGUUAGAAAGUGGAUAUUCAGCCAAGCGGGAAAGGUGUUUGAGUUGCUGUCAUACUGAAAGUCUCAAACAUGGCUUGUUAGUGGUCCAUAUGUUAGCAUUUGACACAUUCCGUGUUGUUAUAGGAAGUGUUCAAAAUGACUUUUUAAUCCAUCCUCUGCCUAAAACUCUGCAGCAGAAACCUGGAGCCAAACGGAGAUCCCACGGUGCUGGAUACGUAUGUGUUUGUUUUAAGGAUUACCAGAUGAGCUUGCUAUGGAUGGUGCUUCUCUUAAACUGUGUGCAGUGGUACAUUCCUAAUCUAGUACUUGCUUUGGGAGAGCUGAGAGAGAUAAAGGGGAGGAAGUAGCAUGUUUUGUGGUGAUGAGUGAGAUAGGGAUGAGUUUGCCCAGACUUACCCAAACCAUAGGGAGGAGGGAAGGGAAUCGAGCCUGGGCCUUCCAGAUAGCAAUCCAGAGGAGCAACCAUGCUCCCUCUUCAAGUUCUAAUGUUAGAAAACUUUUAGUCAUGAGGAUGUAGCAAAAAUAAUUUGCGUUAAAAUCGCUCAUAGUACAUUAUCUAGAAUAACAAAGCGAAGUUUCAUCUCAGAUAUUUGAUUUAUCUAGUAAAUAGAUUUAAUUUAAAUAAAUGGAUUUGCUUUACGAACUCCAGUGGCUGUCAGCAUUUAUUCUGGAGGUGCCUGCUUUUUUAUUUAACAUCGUAUAAAAAUACUUUAACUUCUGCAUUACCGUAUUUUGAUUCUCUACAUUCUUUGUUUAAUUAAAGUGCUUCUAGAAACGUCACUGAAAGCUGUGAAUGCCAGUUUUUCUAGAGCUAUUUGAUUCCAUUUUGAAUGAGUUAUCCUGCCUGCUGUUUGCAUAGGUGAUGCUGAAAGACGCAGCAUUGAAAACUCUUCGUGUUUUAGUUUAGUAGGCUUAAGAAUCACUAUUAGCAACAGAAACCCCACAGAGGAAAAUACAUUUGACUUUUAUUAGAAAACUCUCCUAGGAAGGCAGAGGAUUUAAUGAGGUUUAGUAGACAUUUAAUUGCCGUCUAAACUUUAUCCCUUACCAGUGGGAUUUGCUGUAGUUGGCUUAUAGGUAAUUUCUUACUGGAGAGACUGGAUUUAAGACUUCAUUUUCCCAACCAAGUCCCGUUGUUCUCCCAUCACUGCGUACAUGAUAUGGGCGUCAGCAUUUUUCUGUAGUGUUGAUCCUGUAUUUUUGCUUAACCCAAUUCUUCGUUCUGCUGUUACGUUGUUUUACUUUCUCUCUCUUUGCCUCCUAGGUCUUCUUGUGGGAACAUUAGACGUGGUUUUGGAUUCCAGUGCCAGAGUUGCCCCGUACCGUAUUCUGCACCAGACUCAGGACUCUCAAGUGUAUUGGGCAGUGGCAUGUGGAUCAUCCCGUAAAGAGAUCACAAAGCAUUGGGAGUGGCUGGAAAAUAACUUACUGCAGACUCUCUCCAUCUUUGAUAAUGAAGAAGACAUCACCACCUUUGUCAAGGGGAAGAUACAUGGAAUUAUUGCUGAAGAGAACAAGAAUGAGCAGCCCCAGAGUGAAGAGGAUCCAGGUAAAUUCAAAGAGGCUGAACUGAAGAUGCGGAAGCAGUUUGGGAUGCCCGAGGUGGAGAAGUUGGUCAAUUACUAUUCCUGCAGCUAUUGGAAGGGGCGUGUGCCCAGGCAGGGUUGGCUGUACCUCACUGUGAACCACCUCUGUUUCUACUCCUUCCUGCUGGGCAAAGAGGUUACACUGGUGAUCCAGUGGGUGGAUGUAACCCAGCUAGAAAAAAAUGCUACCCUGCUGUUCCCUGAGUGCAUUAAAGUAAGCACAAGGGACAAUGAACUUUAUUUUUCCAUGUUUCUCAAUAUCAACGAGACAUUCAAGCUGAUGGAGCAGCUGGCUAACAUUGCUAUGCGGCAGCUAUUGGAUAAUGAGAGCUUCCUCCAGGACAAGUCCCUCCCAAAGCCCAGGAAGCCUCUUAAGAACAUCUCUGCACUAAAAAGAGACCUGGAUGCUCGAGCCAAAAAUGAGUGCUACCGUGCCACUUUCCGGUUGCCCAAGGAUGAAUGCCUGGAUGGACAUACAGACUGUACCUUGUGGACACCUUUCAACAAGAUGCAUAUUCCUGGCCAGAUGUUUGUUUCCAACAAUUACAUCUGUUUUGCCAGCAAGGCAGAGGAGGCCUGUCACCUCAUCAUUCCUCUCAGGGAGGUGACAAUAGUUGAGAAAGCAGAUAGUUCCAAUGUCUUGCCCAGCCCUCUGUCCAUCAGCACUAAAAGUAAAAUGACCUUCUUGUUUGCCAAUCUGAAAGACCGAGAUUUCUUGGUACAGAGAAUCUCUGACUUCUUACAGAGAACACCAUCCAAGAAACCGUGCAGCAGCGACAGGGAAUGGAAGUGGAAUUUGGCUGAGCCUGGUUGCGAGGAGGUUCCAGAGCUGCCUUCCAGCAGCCCACUGGCCGUUAGCCCCACGUCUGCUCUCGGCAAUCGACCUGUCGGCUUCUCUGCCGGGGAAGUGCCAACAGCCUCGCAGGGACUACUCAAACUCUUCAGAAGAAAUUCCGAGGAGCUCUUGGGACCCAAAGGGGCAAAGGAGAAGAUGAAAGAAGAGUCCUGGAACAUUCAUUUCUUUGAAUAUGGGCGGGGGAUGUGUAUGUAUCGCACUGCCAAGACGAGGGAGCUUGUGCAAAAAGGAAUCCCAGAGAACCUUCGGGGAGAGCUGUGGCUCCUUUUCUCAGGGGCAUGGAAUGAGAUGGUGACUCAUCCUGGUUACUAUGCAGAUCUUGUGGAAAAGUCAAUGGGGAAAUACAAUCUUGCUACAGAGGAAAUUGAGAGAGAUCUGCACCGUUCUAUGCCAGAACAUCCUGCCUUCCAGAAUGAGCUGGGAAUUGCUGCCCUCCGGAGAGUCUUAACAGCUUAUGCAUUCAGAAAUCCAACAAUUGGGUACUGUCAGGCCAUGAACAUUGUGACAUCUGUACUGCUGCUGUACUGCAAUGAGGAAGAGGCUUUCUGGCUCCUGGUGGCUUUAUGUGAGCGGAUGUUGCCAGAUUACUACAACACGAGAGUAGUGGGUGCACUGGUGGACCAAGGCAUCUUUGAAGAACUUACACGAGAAUAUCUUCCACAGCUGUCAGAAAAGAUGCAGGACCUGGGAGUGAUUUCCACCAUAUCCCUUUCCUGGUUUCUCACUCUCUUUCUCAGUGUCAUGCCCUUUGAGAGUGCCGUGGUCAUUGUUGACUGUUUUUUCUAUGAGGGAAUCAAGUUUAUCUUGCAAGUGUCAUUGGCCAUACUUGAUGCCAACGUGGAGAAGCUGUUACAGUGCUGCGAUGAAGGUGAAGCCAUGACUAUUCUGGGCAGAUAUUUGGACAACGUAGUUAACAGACAGAGUGUCUCUCCCCCUAUUCCCCACUUGCACGCCUUAUUGACGAGUGGAGAUGACCCGCCACUUGAAAUCGACAUCUUUGAACUCAUUAAAACAUCCUAUGAGAAAUUUAGCAAUCUGAAGGCAGAUGAUAUAGAACAAAUGCGUUUUAAGCAAAGGCUGAAAGUGAUCCAGUCUCUGGAGGAUACAGCCAAGAAGAGUGUGGUCCGAGCUGUGUCUAGUGACAUUGGUUUCUCUAUUGAAGAGCUAGAAGAGCUGUAUGUAGUGUUCAAGGCAAAGUAUCUGAUGAGCUGUUACUGGGGCAACAACCGUGCUGCAGCUGCCCGCCGCGAUCAGAGUUUGCCCUACCUGGAGCAGUAUCGCAUCGACAUGGAGCAGUUCAAAGAGCUCUUCAUCAGCCUGACCCCCUGGUCCUGUGGCGCACACACACCGGUGCUGGCAGGGCGUUUGUUCCGGCUUCUGGAUGAGAACAGGGAUUCUCUCAUUAACUUCAAGGAGUUUGUGACAGGGAUGAGUGGAAUGUACCAUGGUGACCUCACUGAAAAACUCAAAGUACUUUACAAACUGCAUCUGCCUCCAGCUCUGAAUCCAGAGGAGGCAGAGUCUGCUUUGGAGGCCACGAGUUAUUUCACAGAGGAUGUUACAACAGAAGUAUCUCCUUUUGUCUCAGAGCUGGAUUUCUGCCUGCACUGUGAGUCUCAAGAAACCCAAGAAGAUAAAGGGAGGAAAAAUGAAAAUGGUCCAGAAAAAGAGGAGAAAGGUACCAGUCCGCAGGACUAUAGAUACUACCUAAGAAUGUGGGCCAAGGAAAAAGAGUCCAAGAAAGAAACCAUUAAAGAUCUCCCUAAAAUGAGCCAGGAACAAUUCAUAGAGUUGUGCAAGACCCUUUACAACAUGUUCAGCGAGGACCCGGUGGAGCAAGAGCUGUACCAUGCAAUUGCCACUGUCGCCAGUCUCCUCCUGAGAAUUGGGGAGGUUGGGAAAAAAUUCUCUAACAGGCCCAUGAGGAAGUCUGAGGACUGCAAAGCAAACAAUCCCCAAGAUCCUGUGAGCGAAGAGGAGUCACCAACAUCUGAACAGAGUCAGAAUUCAGCAGUGGAGCAGCAACCCCAAGCUGACCAGGAGGACAAAGCCUGUGGCGAUGCUCAGCCUGAAAAAACACAGCCGGAGAACCAAACUCUAGGAGAUGGGUCAGGGGAAGGACAAGGCUCUCCUUUACAGCUGCUAUCAGAUGAUGAAACCAAAGAUGACAUGUCCAUGUCUUCCUACUCCAUGGUCAGCACAGGCUCCCUGCAGUGUGAAGACAUUGCAGAUGACACGGUCCUGGUGGGUUGUGAGGGCAGUAGUUCGGCUGCCAGGUACGGCAGUACCAUUGAUACUGACUGGUCCAUCUCCUUUGAGCAGAUCUUGGCAUCCAUGCUGACAGAAACGGCCCUCGUAAACUACUUUGAGAAAAAAGUCAACAUUCUGCAAAAGAUCAAAGAUCAGAAGAAGGUAGAGAGGCAGUUCAGUUCCUCCAGUGACUAUGAACUUUCCUCCGUGUCAGGGUGAACUCAAGAAAGCAGGAAUUGUCUUUGGGAGAUAAAACAGGGAGAUAAUGUGGCAGAUGGCAGGAUGGUUUGGUAUUUUGUGUUUGGGGUAUUUUUUUUGUUUAAUCAGAGACCAGUAACUACACAAUUACAUUAGAUUCCAAUCGAUAAGGGGCUUCUGACAGUGACUGUUUUGUGUAGGUGCUUCUUUGGCUACUCUGGCUGCCAGAAUUAGAUUUACAUCCUCGAGAGCCAUUAGAACCUAAUAGCCCCUGACAUAUAGAAUUACCACCAUAAAUUAUGCAUGUCUGCCUUUUGCUAUCUUUCAUUUUAAUGAAGUUUUAUUUCAGACAGUAACUGCUCCUUGCCUGCCCUUCUUUGCUGUCGGUUCUUGCGCAGCAGAUGCAGCCUGGCUUGAAACCACGUCCUGCCAGCGCGAGAGCUAACGCAGUGUAGUCAAGUGCUAUAGGACCCUGACCUAUAAAUAGUCUCGUGAGUCCUUCAGUGCUGUUCUGUGACUCAGCAGCUAUCAUGCAGUUGUGCCCCGCUGCUCCCAGCACCCUGAGGUCUAAACACAGGCGUUUCUCUGAUCUGCAGGUUUCUUUCAGACGUGAUUUGGCAUUUUCAUAGUGCACAACCACCUUUUUUGGUUUUUUCCCCUCCUUCAGCAUUCGGGAGUUUUCAGACAAACCUGGUUUUCUAGCACUUGCUUUUCUAAUCCUUUGAAAGCCAUUGUUUUUAUUUGGUCUGAGAAGUCACAAGCUGCUUGACUUCAGUGCAGAAGUAAUAUUAGGUCAAUUUGUGGGCUCAUGACCAUUAUAAUGAGGGAAUAUGUUCCUAAAUUAGAACUUGGUGAAUCAGCCUCAGUGUUACAGGGCAGUGACACACUGGUCUGCUGGACUCUCCCUGCUGGUACAGAAAAGAUUCAUUAUUUCUUGCUGAUUCUCUGUUUUCACUAGCCAGUGAUGGGUCCAAUUUUUAGGAGGGCCCCUCAGAACCCUCGAUUGGUCAGCCCUUGGCAAUGCUUGGCACAGGGAGAUGUGCAGGAGAGCUCUGCCACCUGCAGCUGCCCGGCAUGUCCUUUCUGAACAUCUCAUGUUCAAAGAGUCCAGCGAUGGGUGUGCUCUUAGAAACUGCUGCACAUCAAAGGGCAUUUAUCCCUAAAGAGGGAGAACUCGAAGCAGCAUGGCCCUCUGCCACCAGCCCAUUAAGGGAAACCUCAACAGACUAGAUCUCUUCCCAGUCAAGAGGCGAAAUAACUGGGAGACUGAGUGACUGCUCUUUUAAAUCAAUUAAGACCAGAAGAAACGUAAAGAGAGUUAGCCUUCUAGUAGUGGGGCGUGCGCUCCGAGGAAGGAGAAUUAAUGCUGUUCCUACAGAUAAAUUCAUCUCAUUAGGCAGGCACCUGCCCUUGUGGGGCCAGACCCAUGGGAGAGAGACCCUGCUGCUGCUGGGGGAGAGCAGAGCCCACACUGAAGGCAAAGGUUUGGGAUGGCUUUUGGCUGGCACCGGGGGUAUCACGGGUGGGAAGGACACGUUGGGUUGGAUGUUCCCAUUUAACACUAAUCGGUGUGCUCCUCAGUGUUAAUUCCUCCUUGUGACAUUCUCUGUUACGUAUUCACAGCUGGUACAUACUUCUCUGCCUCCUCUGUCCUGCAUCACUGGAGAGCAGCCAUUAGUAAAACGGCUUUUACUAAUUAUUCAGUAAUUUAUUGUAAUUUUUUUAAGGUACAAAUAAUACAUGUGAUUUUACACUGUCCGUCUGUCUUACCUGUCAUGUACUCAAUAAAUGAACCAGAAUCCUA